This is a messenger RNA of Trichosporon asahii var. asahii CBS 2479, 645 nucleotides long. Its product is annotated as inorganic phosphate transporter pho88. Gene Ontology annotation, cellular component: mitochondrion; endoplasmic reticulum. Gene Ontology annotation, biological process: protein targeting to ER. The coding region runs from base 1 to 645 and encodes 214 amino acids. The record is from RefSeq and is a predicted model, not a curated record. NCBI's taxonomy places the organism in Eukaryota, Fungi, Basidiomycota, Tremellomycetes, Trichosporonales, Trichosporonaceae. The transcript has 5 exons.
AUGAACCCCGCCAUCACCAACCUCGCCGUCUCCCUCGGUGCUAUGCAGAUCGCCCGUCGUCUGCCUACCGAGGACCCCCAGACUGUUUUCUACCUCCGUUGCUUCUACCUCGGUGCCCAGGCGCUCUCGAUCCUGAUCUACUACUAUGUCAUGACUCAGAUCCGCAAGAAGAACGACCUGACCGUCAUCAAGUACGUUCAGCCCAAGUCGCCCAUGCAGCCCGACUCGAAGGACGAGCUUGUCACGACCACUGUCCGUGACUACGACCUCGCCGAGACCUCCAAGGCCAUGAAGGGCCUCUUCACCGGUAUGGCCUUCAUGGGCUUCCUCCACCUCUACAUGGGCUACAUCCCUCCUCUCUUCGUCCAGUCGAUCACCACCCUUAAGGCUGUCCUUGAGGCCAACGAGACCAAGCUCCACCUCUGGAACAAGAAGGCCGACGGCCCUCUCGCUCGUCCCUUCAAGGCCGCCCCUGGCCUCAUGGAGCAGCUGACUGGUGCCCAGGCCGGUCCCCAGACCGACGCCGCCUCGAUCAAGGCUGCCGAGAAGCCCGUCUCCUCCAAGUCCAAGAAGUCCGACAUCUGCACAACACAAAAAGCGACGGAGAAGAGCGAGAGUGCGCGAGAGGAAGCGCGAGGAUGGUGA